AAGAACCUGGUCAUCUGUUUUUCUGUUUUAGUGAAAUCUGAGUCUAUUCCACUAGUGACAGCAAAGGUGUUUUGCACGUAUAAGCAGCUGCUUGUUUGCUGAAACUGAGUAGAUUCAUCUUCUCCAGCCGGGGGUGAAAAAACCCAGCAGAUUGUCCAACAUGUCAAGCUCGGAAGUCUAUGAUUAUGAGAACUACACUACUUCAUUUUUGCCCGCCUCACCAUGUAAAAGUUCUCUGGAUGUUGUAAACAGCACUGGGAUUGUGCUUGGCUACAUCGUGGUGUUCUUCUUUGGUCUCAUGGGGAAUAGUGUGGUGAUGAUUGCUGUGUGGACCAUGAAGACGCACAGGACAUCGACUGACAUCUACCUGAUGCACCUGGCAAUCGCUGACCUGCUGUUCUCGCUCACGCUGCCCUUCUGGGCUGUCUACAUCCAUGAAUCGAAUUGGAUUUUUGGUACUUUUCUGUGCAAAUUGCUCUCAGGUGUCCAGGAGGUGGCAUUCUACAGCUGCGUCUUCCUGCUGGCAUGCAUUAGCAUCGACCGCUACAUGGCCAUCGUCAAAGCCACUCAAUUCCUCUCGAAGCAGCACCAUGUGGUGAGGAUAGUGUGUUUUUCAGUGUGGCUAGGGGCCACUGUGCUGUCCAUUCCCAUCAUCAUUCAGCGAGAAGCACUGCAAAUAAACGGCUUUAUGUUUUGCUACGAGAACAACACUGCAGAGAUAGUGGAUAGUUGGCGUUUGGGAUUGCGAAUUGUCCAUCACGUCCUUGGCUUUUUCUUUCCUCUUUUAGUCAUGCUGUUCUGCUAUGGCUACACGGUUGGAACCCUUUUUCGCUCACGUAAUAGCCAAAAACACAAAGCAAUGAGAGUGAUCUUGUGUGUGGUGCUGGCUUUUGUCAUCUGCUGGCUACCUAAUAAUGUGGCUGAGUUCGUGGACACGCUGAUGCGAGGUGGACUUAUUGAAGACACAUGCCAGAAUCGAGAUAAUCUGGCAGUGGUCAUGUAUUCCACUCAGGCUUUGGCUUUUAUGCACUGUGCCAUCAAUCCCAUCCUCUACGCCUUUGUUGGCAAGAAGUUCAGGAACCAUUUGCUGUCUUUGCUCUUCAAAAAGGGACUUGUGGCCAGGGAAGUGCUCAUGCGCUACCGUGCUGGCUCAGUGUACAGCUCAGGCAGCACCAGACACACUUCCGUUACACUGUAGCUCUUCCACUCACCUUUAUGCCUUUUUUUUUUAAAUGCUAAAAGUAGAAGAUUUCCAACAUGAAAUAUUAUGUGCUAACUUCAGUCAGGAUUUUCUGCAGAUCACAAACAACAUAAGUUCAGCUAUGAAAAUAUGGGCAUCAUGGAGACCCUAUAUGGACCUGAGAGCAACUCUGUAUGGGCCCUAAAGACCAUAAAUUGGAAUGUGGGUUGGUCUUUGAGAUGUUAAAUAGUUCAAGUAAGGAAGUUAAGUAGUCAAGAAAGGAUGUUAUUGUCGUUCAUGCUCUUGCAUUUUCACAUCGUUUGUUGGCCAGCUAGUUAACAUCGGCUACAUUGACACACUGUGAGAGGAUGUCAUAUUCACAAUUAUUCAUAAACUCACUGUUAAUACUGCAUCUAUAACAUCUAAAGUUAUACAGUAGAACCGCCUUAUUUGUGGGGGCUACGUUCCAAGAUCUAACGCACAUAGCCGAAAUCAUGGAUAGUGUGUAACCAUGUACAAACUUCAUUUCCAGAAAAGUUGGGAUAUCUUCCAAAAUGCAAUAAAAACAAAAACCUGUGAUUUGUUAAUUCACAAGAACUUUUAUUUAAUUGACAAAAGGACAAAGAGAUUUUCAAUAGUUUUACUGAACAACUUAACUGUAUUUUGUAAAUAUAAAUGAAGUUAGAAUUUGAUGCCUGCAACACGCUCCCAAAAAAUGGACAGAGGCAAAACAAGACUGAAAAGUUUACAGGAUAUUCAAGUACCUCCAUUUUGGAAGAUUCCACAAUAAGCAGGUUAAUCGGUAACAUGAUUGGGUUUAAAAGGAGCACCAAAGGGUCAGUCUUUGCAAGCAAGGACGGGGCGUAGCUCACUGCUUUCUGCCAAAAUUCAUGAGAAUUGUUGGUCAAUUCAAAAAGAACAUCUCAAUGCAAGAUUUAGGUCUUUCAAAAUCCUUAGUACAUCAUAUUGUGUAAAGAUUCAGAGACAUCUUAAGGCCUCUGCAUGCUCUUGCGACAAGGCUUUCGCAGAUAGCUUUUCGCAGACAGUUGUAAUUUAUUGUUGAGCGGGGGAAUAGGCGUGCGCGAUGUUAUUCACCGGCACAACGCAAGGGGGCGCGAAGUCGCUAGGAGUAGUUGGUGGGUGUGGUUAGUGGAGUGUUUAUCCUCCGGUUACUUAUAAUGACUAGAACUUUUUUUUUUAUAAUGACUAGAACUGGAGUCGUAUAGAUGUACAUACUUCCUCACUUCCUCAAUCAACUGUUCUUCAUGCUGCUCCAUCUUUGCUCGUGUUUUUAAAAAUGUCGGUCGUGAAAACAAAACAAACGGGGAAAGUAGGGAAGCGGAAGUGCGUGUACAGCGGGUAGAGUGGACCAAUCAGAGCCCUCUUGUCUGUGGCGCUGUCUGCGAGGCUUCUGCGGUGGUCACAAUUUUUGGGAGGUGCGCGCAGAGCGUCUGCGAAGGUGGGGGGGCUACGCAGACACUGUCUGCGACACCGUCUGCGAGGACUGGGUUGUCAGCAUAAAUUGGCCUUCAGUGUGUAAAGGCCGAGGUUGGGAACUGCUGUUGAAUGUGCGUGACCUUCGAGACUGCAAGCAGCACUGCCUGAGAAACCGUCAUGCUAAUGUGACAAAGAUAGCCACAUGGGCUCGGAAGGACUUCAGAAACUGUUGUCACUUAACACAGUCCACUGCUGCGUCCAGAAAUGUAACCUGAAACUGUAUUACACAAGGAGAAAGCCAUUAGUCAAUUCUAUGCAGAAACGCUGCCGAUUUCGCUGGGCCUGAAAGACAGUGGAAAGGUGCUGUGGUCAGAUGAGUCUGCAUUUCGGCUCAUUAUGAAGAAAACCAGACGUUGAGUUCUCAGUGCCAAAGGUGAACACAACCAUCCAGUUUGUUAUCAGAGAAAGGUGCAAAUGAUAACAAACUUGGAUAACAAACUGGAUGGUCCUGUAAAAGUUUGGCAUCUGUGAUGGCAUGGGGGGCAUCAGUGCCCAUGGUAUGGGCGAGUUGCAUGUGUGUGAAGGUAUCAUUAAUGCAGAGGCAUAUAUUAGGAUUUUAGAGAGACACAUGUUGCCAUCAAGGCAGCGUUUCUUCCUGAGAAGUCCAUGCUUAUUUGAGCAGGACAAUGCCAGGCUUCAUAGUGCACGGGCUUCAAUACAGUGUGGCUUUGUAGACACAGAGUGCAUGUGCUUGACUGGCCUGCUGCCAGUCCAGCUCUGUCUCCUAUUAAGAAUGUAUGUGGCAUCAUGAAGAGGAGAAUCAGACAACGGUGACCACGGACUGUUGAGCAGCUGAAGUCUUGUAUCAAGGAAGAAUGGACAAAAAUUCCAAUUGCAAAACUGCAACAAUUAGUAUCCUGAGAUCCCGUACGAUUAAAAAGUGUUAUUAAAGGAAAGGUGAUGUAAUACAAUGGUAAUAAUGCCUCUGUCCCAACUUUUUUUGAGUGUGUUGCAGGCAUCAAAGUGUAUUAAAUAAAAGAACUCACCUGUUCUGAAGCCUGUUUCCAGUUCCCCUGUUUCCCCAUAAGUUUGAGAGUCGUCGCACUGGUGCCGCAACCCGAAACAGAGGAACUGGAAACAGGCUUCAGAACAGGUGAGUUCUUUUAUUUAAUACACUUUUCAGUGUCAGCUUAACACAUACACGGGCACCCACGUGAGGUGAUGCUGCUCUCUCUCUCUCUCUCUCUCUCUCGUUCCUGACUGUCUGAAAUACACACAGAGACACAGGUUAAUAGACAGCCAGUAAAAUGACACAGGUCCACAUCAUCACAUGUUGCCUGCUGCUGGUUCAACCUGCCUCCUCACCGUUCACAGCCGACGCUCGACCACGCCGACGCUGCCACAUCCACCUAAACGCAUACCAGUCUUCAGAAAGAUUUCCCAGGAAGGGCUUUUUGGACUCCAUGUUGCCUAUUUUUGUGGUAAAAAGAUAAGAUAAUGCAUCGCACAAGCCUAAGUGUUAACUAGAGAGACUGUAGUCAAGUAUAUAGUUUAUAAAAGAGAUAAAAAGUGGAGCUGAAAAAAUGUACAAAAAUACAUUUCUGAGGAAAAAAAAAUUGAAUGUUUUUUCUUGCAUUUCUGUCUUUCUUGUUGGCAACAUAAAUGAGUUGCAUAAUAAAAUAAAUCUGUCCUUUUUGCAUUUGUUUCAUAUUUCUCACUUUACCUACACCCAAGGGGCAUGAAGUGAAAGGAAAAAAAACACCCUUAUCUUACUUUACAGAAGGAAGUUCUGUAGCAACAGAAAAAUACUCCUGGGAGGGUUUUAAAUAGAUCCACCGAAUCCUAAAACAUGAAAUAUGGUUUUAUAAAUUAAUGGUUUCGUUUAAUCUACAUUUAUGAACAUUUCAUAUUUGAUGUUUCAACCUUAUAAGAACUUGAAUAAAUAAUACAACACACAUUAACAUUCAAACAAACAACAAAUGUUUAUUUAUUUUCCAGGCUAAAAUGCUUUUUCUUGCUUUGUAUAAUUCAUAUAGUUGCAAAGACUCAAGUUUGUAAUGUUGUUUUUCUAUAAACUGUAAUUCAUAAAUGAGUCACAAAAGACAGGUGCUGGGGGAAAUCUCAUUGAUAACAAUCUGCAGAAUUCAAAAUAUUUCAACUAUUCUGAGAAGAGAUUUUUGCAAAAGAUCUCAUUUGCAGCAAGCAUGUGUUCGUGGAAGUACUGUUGCAAAUAAAAUAUACUCAGUCUUGA
Neoarius graeffei (lesser salmon catfish) is the source of this 4868-nucleotide messenger RNA. It is a transcript of the gene cxcr2, whose product is annotated as chemokine (C-X-C motif) receptor 2. The record is from RefSeq and is a predicted model, not a curated record. Gene Ontology annotation, biological process: G protein-coupled receptor signaling pathway; neutrophil chemotaxis; immune response. Lineage: Eukaryota; Metazoa; Chordata; Actinopteri; Siluriformes; Ariidae. The transcript has 2 exons. The coding region runs from base 161 to 1198 and encodes 345 amino acids. Gene Ontology annotation, molecular function: C-X-C chemokine receptor activity. Gene Ontology annotation, cellular component: membrane.